GAUUGCAGCUCGCGGACUGCAUUAUGACCGGCGCGGCGACCCUGGUCGUAAGCGACGACGAGAGGAGGAGUCGGUGCAGCGCGUCGCGGCGGCGCCCGUCAAUCGCAAGCCGUCGUCACCGGCGCCGACGUCGGCGACGGCGAUGGCCGGCGGCGGACUGAUCGUGGUGCUGCUGAUGUUGUGGGCGUGCGUGGUUUGCGGUGCGCGAGCAGACUGYCCGGCGGCGUGCGAGUGCAAGUGGCGAAGCGGCAAGGAGUCGGCCAUCUGCGCGUCGGCAAACAUGACGAYCGUGCCACGGCACCUGGACUACGGCACUCAACUGCUCGACCUCAACGACAACCCGCUGUACAGGCUGGGCAAGGACGCGUUCGCCGAUGCCGACCUGCUCAACUUGCAGAAGCUGUACCUGUCCAGAUGCCGGAUCAAGGCACUGGACCGGUACGCGUUCCGCAAGCUCAACAACCUCGUCGAGCUGGAUCUGAGCCACAACAGCAUUCCGGUGGUUCCGUCGGCCGUACUCGAGUCGGUCCCCGAACUCCGAGAGCUCCGGCUCAACGGCAACCCGAUCAUGAAGGUGCCCAACGGUGCGUUCGCUCACGUCCCGCGACUUGUCCGGCUCGACGUGUCGGGGUGCCGAGUGGCACUGCUCGAGUCCACCGCGUUCUCCGGCCUCGAGAACUCGCUCGAGUGGCUCCGGCUUGACAACAAUCAGCUGCGAGACGUCAAGCCAUCCACGGUUGUGUCGCUGGCCCGACUACACGGCGUCCAGCUCAACGACAACCCGUGGAAUUGUUCGUGCAAACUGCGACCGCUCCGAGAGUGGAUGGUCAGGCGGAACGUACCGUUCGGUGCGCCGCCUGUCUGCAAGACACCCGUACGGCUGGCCAAGACGCCGUGGGACAAGCUCGAGCUGGAUGACUUCGCCUGUGAACCACACUCGGUACCCGUGUCGGCCGUCGUGGUAGUCACCGAAGGCGACAACGCCACCGUGUCGUGUCGCAUGUACGGUGUGCCCAUACCGUCGUCCAGGUGGACGCGCAACGACCGGCCACUGGGCCAGACGGGUCGUAGCGUACCAGUCACUGAGGGCCGGUACACGAACCUCACCAUCGUGUCAGCGGUCGCCCAGGACGGUGGCAGUUACGCUUGCGAGCUGGAGAACCGGUCUGGUAGCUCCCGAUCUAACGUUACUGUGGUCGUGGUCAAGCGGUCUCCACAACUGGUACUGGGCGCCGACCGGUACGCCCUGCCAGGGCUCAUCGUCGGUGUUAUACUGGUMCUGUCCUUUUGCCUUAUAUUUCUGUGCGGGUUGGCCAUCCGGUCCAAAGGCAGUCCGACCAGUUCUCGUGGCGUUCCAAUUUCCAGUCCACUCGAUAAUGGCAAUAUCGAGGCCGAUCCGUUCGACCGAUACGARAAGWUYGAAAUGGAUSGGGACGACAACAAUAAGUCGAUGCAGCAUCGCCUGCACCAACUUCCGGCUUCGUCAUCCGAUAUGAAUGGUCGACCGGAUCCACCGGGUAACGCAGAAUCAGCGGCCACAUCUGGCCGACUGCUGAACCAUAGUCGUGACGAGCACGAAGACUACGACGGACUGCCGCCAAUCGACGAGCCGCCAUCUUCAACGGCACCGUCCAUCACGGAUCGGCCAACCGCUCGUCCCAGCCAUCCGACCACCAACGUUCUGAAAAGGUAUGCCACAGUAAUUAUCAAAUGA
This is a messenger RNA of Diuraphis noxia (Russian wheat aphid), 1714 nucleotides long. RefSeq names its product leucine-rich repeat, immunoglobulin-like domain-containing kekkon 3 protein (gene kek3). Gene Ontology annotation, molecular function: protein binding. The record is from RefSeq and is a predicted model, not a curated record. NCBI's taxonomy places the organism in Eukaryota, Metazoa, Arthropoda, Insecta, Hemiptera, Aphididae.